Drosophila busckii is the source of this 2874-nucleotide messenger RNA. It is a transcript of the gene GCS1, whose product is annotated as alpha-glucosidase 2. Gene Ontology annotation, biological process: protein N-linked glycosylation; oligosaccharide metabolic process. Gene Ontology annotation, molecular function: Glc3Man9GlcNAc2 oligosaccharide glucosidase activity. The record is from RefSeq and is a predicted model, not a curated record. NCBI's taxonomy places the organism in Eukaryota, Metazoa, Arthropoda, Insecta, Diptera, Drosophilidae. The transcript is spliced from 2 exons. Bases 126 to 2654 code for a protein of 842 amino acids. Gene Ontology annotation, cellular component: endoplasmic reticulum membrane.
CUUAGUUCUGUUCUGUUCGAUGUGCAAAAAAAAGAAAAAAAAUACAAUUGUGUGCGUUGCGUGUGAAUCAUAAAUAAAUACACACAUCAUAAGCGUUUAGUACACGUCUCAAUUAACUUGAAAGCAUGGCGCGCAAUGCUGGUGGCCACAACAAUGCACAACCGGCGCCAUCAAAUGCAGCCGCUGCAGCAGCGGCGGCGGCAGCGGCGUCGGCAGCAGCAAAGCAUAAGCGCAGCAGUAGCACCAAUCGCAGCAGUUUUAAUUUUAAUUUAAGCUCCAAGUUAAUUCUGGACAAGUGGAAGACGUUAAUCGGUUGUGUGUGCUUGGCAAUUGCCAGUUAUUUUGGCUAUCUGGGCUAUCUGGAGACGCGUGUAAAUACACCGUUUGAUAAUCAGAAAAUGGUGUUGCGCACUGGACUGGAUGAACCCGAUCGUUACUGGGGCAGCUAUAGACCGCAAACCUACUUCGGUUUGAAGACACGCGAUGCACACUCGCCGGUCAUGGGCCUAAUGUGGUAUGCACCAACGCAUCUUGGACCCAAUGGUCAGGGCAUAAGGCAUUGGUGUGAAAUUAGCGACAAACUCGAUGGCUACGGCUGGACACACCAUGAUGGCCGCAGUUUUGGCGUGCAGCAGAUACAGGACAUGCCCUUCGAGCUAAAAACAUCGUUUGUUAAAUUUACGGGAGAUAAGCAAUAUGGUGGAGAUUGGACAGCACGCGUUUCUGUUCGGAAUACAUCGCGAGCCUGGCAUCGUAGCAUAUCGUUGAUCUGGUAUGUGGCAUUGGAUGAGCGCACCCAAGGACACAUUAAGUAUGUAUCGGACGAGAAGAGCACUGAACCGGGAGUUUAUGGACAGACGCAGGGCUUGGGCGAAUUCCAGCUGCGUUUUCAUGCCAUCAAAGGACGCGUGCUGCACAAAUCCUAUCUCAGCACAGUGGCGCCCAGUCUUGCCAAGCUCAAGGAGACGGUCUUUGCGCAUUUCCGCGCCUUUACCAACAAGCUAGGACAUCGUUUCAUUGGCCUGCCGGGUGAAAUAGUCUCGCAGAAUGGUUUGCCCGCCGCCCAAGUGGAGCCCAACUUUAUAGCCAUACAAUUUACGGCCGAUGUGGACUUUACCUUGGACAUAAGCUAUCAAUCAACAUCGGGCUUUGCUCUGGGCACCAACAUACCCAAGCCCCCUGUGGGUCGCGCCUAUACGGAUGCACUGCAGCAGAAAGUGCAGGAGUUUGAGACACGCUUCGAGCGUGUCUUUCAACUGGCCGCACAGGGUUAUCCACGCGAGCAGGUGCACUUUGCACGCAAUGCUUUGAGCAAUAUGUUGGGUGGCAUUGGGUACUUCUAUGGCGCCAGUCGUGUGCAAUCGGUGUACACACAGAAUCCAGUGCCGUACUGGAAGGCACCGCUCUAUGCCAGCGUGCCCUCGCGCAGCUUCUUUCCACGCGGCUUUCUGUGGGACGAGGGCUUCCAUGGCCUGCUGCUGAGCGCCUGGGAUGUAGACAUUGAGCUGGACAUCAUAUGCCAUUGGUUUGAUCUCUUGAAUGUGGAGGGCUGGAUACCCAGAGAGCAAAUCUUGGGUGUCGAGGCGCUGGCCAAGGUGCCCGAGGAGUUUGUCACCCAGCGCAAUAGCAAUGCCAAUCCGCCAACGUUCUUCCUCACACUACGCAAGCUGCUCACGGUGCACAAGCAGCAGUUGGGUCAGCAGUCCAGACUGGAGACUCUGGAGCGACUCUAUCCACGUUUGCAGGUCUGGUUUGCUUGGUAUAACACCACGCAGCGUGGUGAAGUACUAGGUACAUAUCUCUGGCGUGGACGCAAUGCGACUACACAACGUGAACUGAACCCAAAGAGUUUGUCCUCUGGUCUGGAUGAUUAUCCACGUGCCUCUCAUCCCAGCGAUCGAGAGCGUCACCUGGAUCUGCGCUGCUGGAUUGCCUUGGCGGCAAGUGUUAUGGCUGAGCUGUCUACGCUGCUGGGCAAGGACGAUGUCAAGUACUACGAGACGGCUUCCUAUCUAACCGACAAUGCGCAGCUGAACAAGCUGCAUUUGGAUCCAUAUACACAGCGUUAUGCCGAUUGGGGUUUGCAUACGGAUGGAGUGCAGCUGAAGCGGCCGCCGUCCUUGAACUCGCCACGUGCGCCAGUGCAGCAGGAGUUGCAACGCUUUACGCUGCAGGAGCCAGAAUAUAAGUUUGUGGACAGCAUGUUUGGCUAUGUGAGUCUAUUUCCAAUGCUGCUGGAGCAGCUCGACUAUGAUUCACCGUAUUUGGGCAAGCUCUUAAAGGAUUUGCACGAUCCGCAGCUGCUGUGGAGCAACUAUGGUCUGCGUUCGCUCUCCAAGGAUGCACCGCUGUAUAUGGCACGCAAUACGGAGCAUGAUCCGCCGUAUUGGCGUGGACCCAUCUGGAUUAACAUCAAUUACUUGGCCGUCAAGGCUUUGCGGCAUUAUGGCAACAUUGCUGGUCCACAUGCCGCCUUGGCGCGUCAAAUCUACGGCGAACUACGCGAGAAUCUAGUGACCAACAUAUUCCGUCAAUAUCAACGCACGGGCUUCAUCUGGGAGCAAUAUGACGAUACCACAGGCGAGGGCAAGGGCUGCAAUCCUUUUACUGGCUGGAGUGCUCUUGUAGUCCUUCUCAUGGCGGAGCAGUACUAAUCCUUUCCUGUGAUAAGAGCGCUCGCCACAAGCAACCCUUUCCAAAGUUUGUUCUCUAGCCUAUAUAUAUAGAUAUAUAUAUAUAUUUACGUGUAUCUCAGUGUCAAUGUUCCGUAGCGUUUCCUACUUUGUAAGCUGUACAAAAAAAAGCAUUAAUUAACAAUUUCCAAACUGAGGAUUUACUUAAAGUAGUGUUAAAUAGACGAAUUUAAAUUUAAUU